GACACUGGUCCGACUUCCUUCCUUCCGCCCUCCAUUGCUUUUUCCCGAGAAAUGGCAUCCGGCUUGGGGAGACUGCUUUUGCGGGGGCCUCGCUGCCUCCUGUCACCGGCCACUCCCACUCUCGUCCCGCCAGUUCGGGGCAUGAAGAAGGGAUUCCGUGCCGCCUUCCGCUUCCAGAAGGAGUUAGAGCGAUGGCGCCUGUUCCGGUGCCCGCCGCCGCCCGUGCGCCGUUCAGAGAAGCCCAACUGGGAUUACCAUGCUGAAAUACAAGCAUUUGGACAUCGGUUACAAGAAACCUUUUCCUUAGAUCUUCUCAAAACUGCAUUUGUUAAUACCUGCUAUAUUAAAAGUGAGGAGGCCAAACGCCAAAACCUUGGAAUAGAGAAAGAAGCUGUUCUUCUGAAUCUUAAAGACAAUGAAGAACUCGCUGAACAGGGGACGUCUUUUUCAAAAACUUGCCUCACACAGUUUUUUGAGGAUGCAUAUCCAGACUUGCCCACUGAAGGCAUUAAAAGUCUUGUUGACUUUCUCACCAGUGAGGAAGUGGUAUGUCACGUGGCCAGAAACUUGGCUGUGGAGCAGUUAACACUGAGUGCAGAAUUUCCAGUUCCCCCACCUGUUUUACAGAAGACUUUCUUUGCAGUGAUUGGAGCCCUGCUACAGAGCAGUGGCCCUGAGAGAACUGCUCUUUUCAUCAGGGACUUCCUAAUUCCUCAGAUGACUGGAAAAGAACUUUUUGAGAUUUGGAAGAUAAUAAAUCCCAUGGGGCUACUGGUAGAAGAACUGAAGAAAAGGAAUAUUUCACCUCCUGAAUCUAGACUUACCAGGCAGUCUGGAAGUACCACAGCUUUGCCAGUGUUUUUUGUUGGCUUAUACUGUGAUAAAAAGUUGAUUGCAGAAGGACCUGGGGAAACAGUGCUGGUUGCAGAAGAAGAAGCGGCUCGAGUGGCACUUAGGAAACUCUAUGGGUUCACUGAGAACAGACGGCCCUGGGACUAUUCCAAGCCCAAAGAGAAUUUAAGAGUAGAAAAGACUGUCACUGCCAACUAACCUGUCAAAAUUGUUGCAGCCUGAAUUUUGUGAGCCAGAGAAUGAGAUAAAUGUUGAAAAUGUUCAAAGCUGGAUAUUUUUCCAAAUUGUAAAUAAAUAGGUCUUAUUUCUCAUAAUGAGUUCCUAAAAAUAAAUAAUAUUUAUCAGGUCAUUGAUUUUUGGGGGCGGGUUCAGAAGUCUUAGAUGUUUUUCCAGUAAGUUUUUUCUAAAGUCCUUGAUUUUGUUAUUUCAUUUAACAUGUGUAGUUAGAUCUGUUUUAUUCUUGGCUAUCUUUGCGGUAUCACCAUAAUUUGAAUAUAUGUUUUACAUGAACUUUAAUACCAACAAAAAAGGCACUCUUUCUCUAAAGAUUUUAUUAUAGUUUAAUUUGAUAUACCCACGUUGGUGAACUGUUUCCAUAGUGGGAUUUUAGCUAAAAUAGUAAUAACCCUCAACCCUUAUAAAUGCUAAAGUGCAGCUUAUCACAAUUAGACAGUUAUUUACAUGAUCCCUAGAGUCUGUCUAGGUUUAAAAUUCUGUAUACCAAUUCAUAGUUAUUCAAUUUCUAUAAAACAAAUAAAAGAUAAAGUUUA
Messenger RNA from Mustela erminea (ermine), 1622 nucleotides. RefSeq names its product mitochondrial ribosomal protein L44 (gene MRPL44). Lineage: Eukaryota; Metazoa; Chordata; Mammalia; Carnivora; Mustelidae. Gene Ontology annotation, biological process: rRNA processing; primary miRNA processing; regulation of gene expression. The record is from RefSeq and is a predicted model, not a curated record. The coding region runs from base 52 to 1050 and encodes 332 amino acids. Gene Ontology annotation, cellular component: nucleus. Gene Ontology annotation, molecular function: ribonuclease III activity; double-stranded RNA binding. The transcript has 4 exons.